Molecule: messenger RNA, 908 nt
Organism: Volvox carteri f. nagariensis
Lineage: Eukaryota; Viridiplantae; Chlorophyta; Chlorophyceae; Chlamydomonadales; Volvocaceae
Exons: 8
Coding region: 177-908 (243 amino acids)
Source: RefSeq, a predicted model, not a curated record
CGGAACCUGCGACUGUGAUCGGUUAUUGCUUUAAACCGAAGGAUGCUUUCGGACCGGAGCCCGUAAUAAAUUACAGGCGUCAUAAAGGAGAAAGCUUGGACCCAAUUCAUGGAAUAAGAUUUUUAAAACUCUGAUAACUCUCCCGUAAGCUUGCCUCACGCCUUUCUGCUGAGACGAUGGGUGAGCAGCCAAGACGGGACACGAUGGGCCGCCAAAUCCUGGCCAGGAUAACCGCCGCGGCUGAGGAGGACCCCCGCACUGCACAAGCUUUCCUAUCAAGCAGGAAGUCGUCGGAGGAACGUCCAACAGAUCAACCACCUCAAGCUCAGGACCCUGUCAAGCCGAUGUCGCCCGAAGAGGAAGAGAAGACAUUUAUCGAGUUAUUGUUGACUUUUGGGGCCGCCUUCAGGGUUUCGCAGCUCUGGGAGUUCCACGGAAAGGGUGCAAUAAUAACGCACGGCCAGCUGGCCCGCUGGCUCUACUCUUCGUAUAAUUUCUCAAGCGAGUGUCGCCAAUUAUUAUUAUUCCCAGCACAGGGGAACGGAGACCCUAUAGCUUUGCACCCACCCAUACAUUUAUUCGACUCCCUUCCGGAAGCUGACAAUCCCCGCCAUCAGGUGCCACGUCGAUCAUCGUUGAUCUUGCUGCUGCUGCAGCCGCAAGAGUUGCCGGGUUGUCUGUGGGGUCUUGUAGACGACCCGUCUGAUAGUCCCGGAACGCCUGAUGAGGAAGCGGAGGAGGCGGGGCUGGAGGUGUCAAAGGACGGCUUCAUGGCGUUAGUUACCGCCGGCGGCACCACGGGUGACGGCGGCGACAUCUCUAGAAGGGCGCGCGCUGACUGGGGUUUGGGCGUUUUGCCGGUGAUCAUCUGGAUGCGAGUGCGGGGCACUAGGCGGCCGCUUUGGUAA